Zeugodacus cucurbitae (melon fly) is the source of this 880-nucleotide messenger RNA. RefSeq lists its product as uncharacterized. NCBI's taxonomy places the organism in Eukaryota, Metazoa, Arthropoda, Insecta, Diptera, Tephritidae. The record is from RefSeq and is a predicted model, not a curated record. The transcript is spliced from 2 exons. The coding region runs from base 174 to 437 and encodes 87 amino acids. Gene Ontology annotation, cellular component: respiratory chain complex IV; mitochondrion.
AUUCAGCGUUAACCGAUUGUGAAUCGUUCAGUCAAUCGCCAUAUUGAUUUUAGACGAAAAAUCUCAAGCAGCCACAUUGGAUCGUGACAUUUAGUUGAACUAAAUAGAAUAAAUUUUCUCAGCUCUUUCGGAGACCUCAAGUGAUUGAUUGAAGAGCAGCAAGAAAAUUGCCAAUGUCGAAAAAAGAUCAAAAGAAAGCAAAAGAACCCGAAUAUAAGGUGGAAACAGUUCCGAUGGAUCCACGUUUUCCCAAUACGAAUGUAACACGGCAUUGCUGGUUUUCCUAUGUGGAAUACCAUCGUUGUCAGAAGAGUCGUGGUGAAGGGCAUGAAUCGUGCGAAUAUUUUCAAAAAGUUUUCAAAACAAUGUGUCCAAACGCCUGGGUGGAAAAGUGGAAUGAACAACGGGAAGCCGGUGUUUUUCCAGGCAGAAUUUAAGUUUUUAUACUUUUAUUAUAUGCUGUAAAUUGUUGUUAAAUGACACCAUCACUGCUACACCAGCAAACUGUCAAACGACUCAAGACACACACACGCAUUAACACACAGCAAUACUUACAGCCAUAUAGAAACAUAUUUACAAUGAAAAACCACUUUUUCACAUAUUUACUAUAAAUUUCUUAAAUAAAAUCGUUUUUUAGUGUGGAAAAGUACAUAAUUUUUCGGUACACUCCUUGCAUGAGUCGACAAAAUAAUUUUCAUUUGCAAUGAACUACAAUGUGGCAACUACGCAUGUAAGGUACACAAAAAAUAUUUACAGUUUCGCCGAAAAUUUUGCUUAAUUACAAUUCAUUUUCUUUUGAUUUAGAGAAAAAAUUAAUUUUUCGGUUUUCAUAUUUUUUAUAUUGAAUUUUUGUAUACUUUAAUUUUUAUAUAUAUUUUUU